Messenger RNA from Eutrema salsugineum, 432 nucleotides. RefSeq lists its product as uncharacterized. Lineage: Eukaryota; Viridiplantae; Streptophyta; Magnoliopsida; Brassicales; Brassicaceae. Gene Ontology annotation, molecular function: zinc ion binding. The transcript has 2 exons. Bases 1 to 432 code for a protein of 143 amino acids. The record is from RefSeq and is a predicted model, not a curated record.
AUGACGCUUAGUCACAGCAGCGAUUCCUCGAGAUCAAGCAUCAGCUCCAGGGGUCAUGGUUUUCACGGCAUCCCAUCGAAGUGCUGCUUCUGUGGUAGUCUAACUGUGAUCAUGACCUCUCAUACAACCAUCAAUCCUGGAAGGCGGUUCUACACAUGCUCGAACAGCUUGGAAGGAGUCCACGUUUGGAAAUGGUGGGAUGAAGCGAUCAGUGAGGAGGUGAUAGACUUGAAGGAAGACUUGAAGUCUCUCGAGGCAAGGCUACGUUAUGGCCAUGGUGUAUCCGACUGUGUUCAUAUAGGAGAAGAUGAACUGAAGAUGUUGAAGGACUUGAGUGUUCGUAAGAGUAAGGAAGCAAAGGAGGUGAAGAUAGUUGUGGCAUUGGUUGUUGUCAUCAUAUCCGUUGGGGUUUUAGUUAGUCUGGUGAAGUAA